UCCCUGAAAGCAUUGUGCGUAGAUGCCUGCUGGUUGCCAUGGUGAAUGAUGCUGAUCUGAAGAAAUGAAUAAUGUGAGCGUUGGGGGCGACAGUGGGAUUACUCAGUGGUGAGAGAGACACCGAGGAGAAGUCUAGUGCGGAGGAGGGAGAAGCACAUCAUCUCGGACUUGGUCCAUUCUCUGAGGAAGAAGUCUAACCGCAUAUACUGCGAGCAUCAGAACCGGGAUGAACAUUGAGGUUGGGAACGUGUCUUACACGGGAGCCAUCAUCUCCUGGUCGUCCUCAGAGCCUUGCUUGGAGGACUAUUACCAUAUUAUGUACAGGCCCAACUGGAACAGUAUCUUCUCCAGCUAUCUGCGCUACAGCUUCCAUCACGAGGAGAAGGUGCCUCGAACCAUCACCUCUGUGGCGUUGGAACACCUCGCCCCUUCCACGCUCUACUUCCUCUGUAUCAGCUGCAAGAAGGCUGCCUUCCCAUACAGUCACUACUGUACCAUGUUCCACACCCUGGAUAAGAGUCCACUGGCUGCGGGCGGCUCCCUGGUGGACCCCCAAAUUUCCCUUUGGGUGCUGAUGGCCAUCCUGCUGGCCUGCUUCACUGCUGUGUUGGCCUUCAUCUGCCUCCAGUUCUGGUGCAUCCGCUGUCAUGAGCCUCGAUGGUCUUACAGAGCUGGCCACAUGGAGGAAGCCAAUGGGUUGGUAAGAUGGCCCGAGGAGGCCCCAGCCCUUGGUCAGAGGGAAGAAGACCUGCAGGGGCUCCCCCUGGUGGAACUGCCACGCAAGAACUCUGGGGCCAGAGUAGAAGCUGAACCAGAAGCAGAAGCCAACCAGGAUGCCUUGGAUGUGGUGGCCUUAGCUAGAGAGCGUGGUGACCAGCCAGGCAUACUGCCUCACUAUAGAGCGUGAGCAAUGGGGAGGAGAUGGCCCAUUUCACAUAGCCUAAAAUGCUGUCUGUAGUGUGUCCUAUGUGAACAUUUGUCUACAGGCCACCCGCUUCUCUCCUCUCAAAUGACAGUGCUGUAUGGAUGAGUGGGGUUGGAUGGAUGCCAAAUGACAAUGGUCCCCAAGCUGGAAAACACAGGCCCCCGAGGUAUGUCAAGGGCAAACAAGGCGUUGCGUUAGUAUUGUCCAUUUGGAGGCCUAGUCAAGAACUGCAGACCUGGUUUCAAUAUUAGAAUCACUGUGGCUGCAUCACAGAGAGUUAAAAGUAGCUGGACCUGAGUCUGAGACACUAGAAUGAAAUGCGGAGUCAGAUGUGGAUCCUGAGAAUCUUUGGAAAAGGAUGAAAGCCCUGUUCUAACUGUCAAGUAAUUGCACACCACACCCUUCACCCCCAGGUUCACUUUUUUUUUAAAGCCACAGGCUGGCUUAUCUUUAACAGCUAACACCUUUUAUUUAAAUUGACCACAGAUUUAAAACAUAGACCCUUAGAAGACAGCCUUGUAUUACCCCAUAAACAAAAAUCCAGGCCCCUCUUGUUAUAAACAGAACAGAUGUAAGAAUACAUACAACAAAAUAAUAUUAAAUUUGAUGACGACUUCUGUCUGCCAAUGCCUCUGGGCUUAAGGCCAUCUCUCUUGUGUUGGAGCAAAAGGGAGGCCAGCCAGUGCUGAAGAGACCAGCAUCAAGGCUAAUGUAAGUGGCUUCCCUUUAUAGGACAGAAGGUUUGAACGAGGAUUGGAAAGGGAAGCAUGCGUUUCAGUGUGUGGACCAUGUCUGUGAGCCACCUCAAAUGCUGUCUGCCGGCCCUCCCCACCCUCUUUUUGGUGGGUUUGGGAGUGCAAUCUCACUACCUAGCCUUGGCUGACUGGAACUUGCCAUGUAGACCAGGCUGUCCUUGAACUCACACCAGUCCUACUGCUGCGGCCUCUCCAGCAUUAGGACAGUUGAGCGCCACCACACCUGGGUUCCAAGCUUCUCUUCGUUUGAGAAAAUGACCUUGAACAGUCUGACUCCUCUGGAGAAGACACCUGUGCCCUCCAGCAUCUUCCUUAUGCCUGGCAGUGCCCCAUCCGGAUCUUCUCUGGGUUAACCACACUUCGAAAUCCGAAGCUCUCUUGACCUCACACCACCGUAUUCCUGUAAGCUUUUCUCUGCUUACUUUGAAAAUGGGAUCAAAGGUGGCUAUUUUUGUUCUGUUGCCUCUUUUUUGGGGGGGUGGGGUAGGGUGGGGGACAUGUUUCACCCUUAUGGUGGCUUUCUUUAUUCCUCCCACCUGAGCCCGUAUCAUAAUUCAAUCUAUACCUAUUGCGACACUGGUGGGACUUGGUGAAAACUAUUCCCUACCACACAUGUGGACAUGGAAUUAUAGAUAUGUCUUUGCACCCCUGAUGUACACUAAUAGGCCAGACAUGGGUUACCCGUGGGUGUAAUUACUUGGAAUGAAGGUGUGUAUGUGAACAAAAGCCACAUAAGGAAGAGGAAAUCUGCUCAGAGACAGCCCCAGCCAUCUACAAUGGCUGUCAAGCUCUGUCUGUAAACCCUUUAUAUUCACAAAGCCCCAAAUCCCAGAAUCACCAACCAAGAAAUGGGAGAAACUGGGACGCCGCAAGGAGAAGCCCCAUCUACCCAUUUACCCACCACGCUCGGCACGGUACUCACCCCUCUCCUCAGCUCCCACCCGAUUCCCCAACCCCCAGAGCUUUGUUCACCCCAUCCCUGCUAGCUGUGAACCAAUAAAGAUGGAUGGACUUGU
Messenger RNA from Peromyscus maniculatus bairdii (prairie deer mouse), 2696 nucleotides. It is a transcript of the gene Fndc9, whose product is annotated as fibronectin type III domain containing 9. NCBI's taxonomy places the organism in Eukaryota, Metazoa, Chordata, Mammalia, Rodentia, Cricetidae. Gene Ontology annotation, molecular function: protein binding. The record is from RefSeq and is a predicted model, not a curated record.